Molecule: messenger RNA, 1967 nt
Organism: Ceratotherium simum simum (southern white rhinoceros)
Lineage: Eukaryota; Metazoa; Chordata; Mammalia; Perissodactyla; Rhinocerotidae
Gene: YIPF4
Product: Yip1 domain family member 4
Biological process (GO): endoplasmic reticulum to Golgi vesicle-mediated transport; vesicle fusion with Golgi apparatus
Cellular component (GO): membrane; trans-Golgi network
Source: RefSeq, a predicted model, not a curated record
AAGCGGCGCUGUCACUAUUAUGGUCCUGUCAGGGCGCCGGCGUCGUGGUGCUUGGGCGGUCGCCACCGAGCGGACUUUGGUGGGGCGCCCUCGGGGGCAGUUGCGGGGAUCCCUGCGCUCGUCUCCGGCCUCGCUCCCAGCCUGCACCUCCCGGCUCGCCCGCCGCACCGUAGGGCGCGCGUGCGGGUCGGCGCCGCGGCCGCCUUGGGGCCUGGGCCCAGCCGCAGCCUCCUCCCCCGCCGCCGGCUCGCAGGGCCCGCGAGAUGCAGCCGCCGGGCCCGCCCCCGGCGUAUUCCCCCACCAACGGGGACUUCACCUUUGUUUCCUCAGCAGACGCGGAAGAUCUCAGUGGUUCCAUAGCAUCCCCAGAUGUCAAAUUAAACCUUGGUGGAGAUUUUAUCAAAGAAUCUACAGCUACUACAUUUCUGAGACAAAGAGGAUAUGGCUGGCUUUUGGAAGUUGAAGAUGAUGAUCCUGAAGAUAACAAGCCACUCUUGGAGGAAUUGGAUAUCGAUCUAAAGGAUAUUUACUACAAAAUUCGAUGUGUUUUGAUGCCACUGCCAUCGCUUGGUUUUAAUAGACAAGUGGUGAGAGACAAUCCUGACUUUUGGGGUCCUCUGGCUGUUGUUCUGUUCUUUUCCAUGAUAUCAUUAUAUGGACAGUUUAGGGUGGUUUCAUGGAUUAUAACCAUUUGGAUAUUUGGUUCACUAACAAUUUUCUUACUGGCCAGAGUUCUUGGUGGAGAAGUUGCAUACGGCCAAGUUCUUGGAGUUAUAGGGUAUUCAUUACUUCCUCUCAUUGUAAUAGCCCCUAUACUUUUGGUGGUUGGAUCAUUUGAAGUGGUGUCUACACUUAUAAAACUGUUUGGUGUGUUUUGGGCUGCCUACAGUGCUGCUUCAUUGUUAGUGGGUGAAGAAUUCAAGACCAAAAAGCCUCUCCUGAUUUAUCCAAUCUUUUUAUUAUACAUUUAUUUUUUGUCCUUAUAUACUGGGGUGUGAUCUAAGUCAUAUAUGAGUAGAAAAAGACGAUGUUAUAUUUGUGUGUAGGCUGGGAAUUCUUGCUGAGGGGAUUGAAGAAAACCUGUUGCUGGUAAAAUUUUACAUGCUCCAGAUGUAAAGGCAGGUUUAAGGUCUUUUUAAAACAAUAUUUUUUGUAUUUAAUUAAGCAAUCGCAGUUAUCUGGAUUUUUUUUUGGUCAGAAUUCUAAAUUCUGUUUGAUUCUUCAUAUUCCAGUGAAUAAAAUAUAAAAGCAUUGUGUUUUUUAAGAUUCUGUCAAUAUUCACCUAAAAACUUGUGCCAAAAGCACCUGGAAUGGUAAUUAUAUUUCACUUGAAGGGUAAAUAUGACAACAUCCUGAUAAUCUAAAAGUGCAAUUUUUUUCUUUAAAGGGUUUUCUCCUGCAUCACAGAUCCUGUAGAUAUAUAUUUAUAUUUAUACAUAUAUAUUUAUGAAAUAAUUCUUAUUCAUAAAAUAUAUUUCUGAAUAGCCUAAAAAUUAAGAUAUUUUAAAUCUGAUGCUUAAACUUUCUUUAAUUUGGCCAUUAAUCUUUUUAUUUAUAAAUUUAAAUUUGUUUUAUAAAUCGUAUAUAAUUUUUAAAAUCGCAUACGUGCUUCAGUAUGUCCUUAUUAAGAAUUCUUAAUAACGAAAACUAAUUUUAACAGUUGCUGAUGUAGAUUUUGUUUCUCUGAGUGUGCUUUUAAAAACCAUUUUUGAGUGUCUAAACAUCUGAUUUAAAGUUUCUGUUUAUCUUUCUGACCAAAGGAACAAGAGGUAUAAUGGAUAUAGCAUUCAUUAAAAUUGUCAGUAUGUAGAAAAACAGUAAUAUUUAUAGCAUCAGUAAAUAUUUUUAAGUGGUACUCCUAAGUCAUAAAAGUUGCUGGAAAGACACCUUUAAAAUCUUGUGGUCCUGAACAAUGUUAUAUGAAGUAGAAAAAAAUAAAAUGCAUCCCAGCUCUGUGUUUUGUUUUA